UUAUUUCCUAGACCCAAAUGAUUUGUUGAAGUCACCAGAAGGCUGCAUGUCUCUUCUGAGUCUGUCCCUUCUCCUAAAGGGCAGAUGAAAAGGCACAGAGCCUUGUACCUGUGAGGCUGUUUUCAUCCAUCCAGCUUGGCUUCUGUGGGUCACUUACGGCAGGCUCCACCUUCCCCAGGAGAGCGGCUGAGGCUGCACAGAGCUGGAGGCCUACUGAGCGUGACAGACAAGAUGCCGCGCCAGUUCCCCAAGCUGAACAUCUCGGAGGUGGACGAGCAAGUCCGGCUCCUGGCUGAGAAGGUGUUUGCGAAAGUGCUGCGAGAGGAGGACAGCAAGGAUGCCCUGUCUCUCUUCACCGUCCCGGAGGACUGUCCCAUCGGGCAGAAGGAAGCCAAGGAGAGGGAGCUGCAGAAGGAGCUGGAGGAGCAGAAGUCCGUGGCGACCGUGAAAAGAAAGACAAGUUUCAAGAUGAUCCGGUCCCAGUCCUUGUCCCUGAAAAUGCCGACGCAGCAAGACUGGAAGGGUACCCCAUUGGCCAGCCCGGUGGUGUCUCCCUUGACACCUGUGCUCUACGGAGCCAGCUCCCAGCCCCUGCCUGCACCCUGUGCAAUGCCCGAGUACCAGCGGGUCAUCAUCAGCGGAGAUUACUGUGCCGGGAUCGCUGUGGAGGACUAUGAGCAGGCCGCCAAGAGCCUGGCCAAGGCCCUGCUGAUCCGGGAAAAGUAUGCACGGCUCGCCUACCACCGCUUUCCACGGACCACUGCCCAGUACCUGGGGCACGGGCCAGCUAAUGCUGAACUUCCGGACGAGGGUCUCCCAGACUUCUGCCCUCCCCCGCUGCCCCAGGAGGACCCUUACUCCCUGGACGAUGUACCUCCCAACCUGGACUACCUGGUCUGCAUGAAGGGGGGCAUCCUCUUUGUGUAUGAUAACAAGGAGAUGCUGCAGCGCCAAGAGCCCCACAGCCUGCCCUACCCUGACCUGGAGACCUACACAGUAGACAUGAGCCACAUCUUGGCCCUCAUCACUGACGGCCCCACGAAAACCUAUUGUCACCGGCGACUGAAUUUUCUAGAAUCCAAGUUCAGUCUUCAUGAGAUGUUAAAUGAAAUGUCUGAGUUCAAAGAGUUGAAGAGUAACCCCCACCGAGACUUCUAUAAUGUGAGAAAGGUGGACACGCACAUCCACGCAGCAGCCUGCAUGAACCAGAAGCACUUGCUGCGUUUCAUUCAGCACACGUACCAGACGGAGCCCGACAGGACUGUGGCCGAGAAGCGAGGCCAGAAGGUCACCCUGAGGCAGGUGUUCAGCAGCCUGCACAUGGACCCCUACGACCUCACCGUGGAUUCGCUGGACGUGCACGCGGACCGGCAGACAUUCCAUCGCUUUGACAAGUUCAACUCUAAAUACAACCCCAUGGGGGCCAGUGAGCUCCGUGACCUGUAUUUAAAAACUGAAAACUACCUGGGAGGAGAGUACUUUGCUCGUAUGGUCAAGGAGGUGGCCCAGGAGCUGGAGGAGAGCAAGUACCAGUACUCAGAGCCACGGCUCUCCAUCUACGGCCGCAGCCCGGAGGAGUGGCAGAGCCUGGCCCGCUGGUUCAUCCAGCACCAGGUCUACUCGCCCAACAUGCGCUGGGUCAUCCAGGUGCCCCGGAUCUAUGACAUAUUUAGGGCAAAGAAACUGCUGCCAAACUUUGGAAGGAUGCUGGAGAACAUCUUCCUACCCCUUUUCAAGGCCACAAUCAACCCCCAGGAUCACCGUGAGCUUCAUCUCUUCCUCAAAUAUGUGACGGGAUUCGACAGCGUGGAUGAUGAGUCCAAACACAGUGACCACAUGUUCUCGGACAAGAGCCCCAGCCCAGACGACUGGACCAGCGAACAGAACCCGCCCUACAGCUACUACCUGUACUACAUGUACGCCAACAUCAUGGUGCUCAACAACCUGCGCAGGGAACGAGGCUUGAGCACAUUCCUGUUCCGGCCUCACUGUGGGGAGGCGGGCUCCAUCACCCACCUGGUGUCUGCCUUCCUCACUGCCGACAACAUCUCCCAUGGGCUGCUCCUCAAGAAGAGCCCAGUGCUGCAGUACCUCUACUACCUUGCCCAGAUCCCCAUCGCCAUGUCUCCUCUUAGCAACAACAGCCUUUUCCUGGAAUAUUCCAAGAACCCCCUGCGGGAAUUCCUGCACAAGGGGCUGCACGUCUCCCUCUCCACGGAUGACCCCAUGCAGUUCCACUACACAAAGGAAGCACUCAUGGAGGAGUACGCCAUCGCCGCGCAAGUGUGGAAGCUGAGCACAUGCGACCUGUGUGAGAUCGCCCGGAACAGCGUUCUGCAGAGCGGCCUCUCGCAUCAGGAAAAGCAGAGGUUUCUGGGAGAGAAUUACUAUAAAGAAGGACCUGAGGGAAAUGAUAUUCGAAGGACGAAUGUCGCGCAGAUCCGGAUGGCAUUCCGACACGAGACUCUAUGCAACGAGCUCAGCUUCCUGUCUGAUGCCCUGAAAUCAGAAGAGAUCACAGCACCGGACAACUAGGUCCAGCAGUCAACUUCCACCUUAAUUUUUUGGCUUAAUUUCAGGCCUUCUGGAGCUACUGUGGUCAAGAAAUGAAACCAAGGCUUUCCUCUGUGAAGAGGACACCGCUGAAGGAAUUUCAGACUUGCUGUUCAGGUCACACUGUUCACUUUAAGACUGAACAUGCCCACUUGUGUUACUAUGGCUGAGGAAGGGUCGGUGACCUCCUCGGUGACCUGGGAGCUGGCACUUGUCUGUACUUAUUCCUGAUUUUCCACAUAUUUCUCUUGUAACUGCCAGUGCCUGAGUUGUUGGGGCUAGGAUCUUGCCAUGGCCAAAUGCCAAGAACCAUGAGGUGUUAGGAUUUCCUGCCACAACCUUUCUGUACACCUUGUAGGCGAACUGGUAGUUGUUCAUUUCAGCCUCUGGCUGGCUGGAUGCCUUAAAUAAAAUCAACUUCAAAGCUCCCUUUCAUAAAGGGGCUAUUUUGAGAGGAAAUAGAUAACCUCCUUUUGACAAUUUGUUGUUUAGGAAUUUCUUAACCUGGUUAGUCCCCCUUGGUCUUUUUUUUUUUUUUUCUUUUUGCGGUACUGGGGAUUAGAACUCAGGACCUUAUGCUUGCCAGGCAGGCACUUAAGCUACUGAGCUAUAUCCCUGGCUCCCCCUUGGUCUCUUCCAGGAGGAAGGCCUGUGUACUCAUGAAUGCAGCCUUUGUUAUUCUGUUGCUUUAGUGAGGGUCCAGAUUAUAGACAAGUGUUUUCAAAUGUGCUGUGAAGCCCCGCACAGACCACUCCAGGGGCGAGGAAGAAACAGAGCAAGGUUUUGGCAG
This is a messenger RNA of Octodon degus (degu), 3343 nucleotides long. RefSeq names its product adenosine monophosphate deaminase 3 (gene Ampd3). The record is from RefSeq and is a predicted model, not a curated record. The transcript is spliced from 15 exons. Gene Ontology annotation, cellular component: cytosol. Bases 232 to 2535 code for a protein of 767 amino acids. Gene Ontology annotation, biological process: AMP metabolic process; IMP salvage. Gene Ontology annotation, molecular function: AMP deaminase activity. Lineage: Eukaryota; Metazoa; Chordata; Mammalia; Rodentia; Octodontidae.